AUGGCGGCGGCCAAUCCACAGCCACUACGGGCACGUCCGUACGAGGACCACCGAACGCGAGCUCCAAUACAGAUCGAGGACGAUGACGACGGAGAGUACGAAGACGUUGAUGGUAUGGAAGACAUGGAAGAGACAGCAGCAGUAACGCAAGUGAAUUCAGGCGUGAGCGUGGCGGAGCACCACCGUGGAGUAGGAGUAGGAGUUGGUGGUUGUGGUGUGGUUAUGGCUUCGAGGACGAGUGAGCUUACUCUCUCUUUUGAAGGAGAAGUUUACGUUUUCCCUGCUGUUACCCCUGAAAAGGUGCAAGCAGUACUCUUGCUUCUGGGAGGACGAGAUAUACCUACUGCAGUACCUACUAUUGAAGUGCCAUAUGAUCAAAAUAAUAGGGGAGUGGUUGACAACCCAAAGCGCUCAAAUCUUUCACGAAGAAUAGCCUCUCUUGUUAGGUUCCGUGAAAAACGAAAGGAGAGAUGUUUUGACAAGAAAAUAAGAUACACUGUGCGAAAAGAGGUUGCACAGAGAAUGCACCGCAAGAAUGGACAGUUUGCAUCCUUAAAAGAUAGUCCAGGGGGUUCAAGUUGGGACUCCGGUCAGAGUUGCCUUCAGGAUGGCCCUCGUCCAGAAACUGUCGUCCGGAGAUGUCAGCACUGUGGAGUUAGUGAAACUAAUACUCCUGCAAUGCGUCGUGGGCCAGCUGGACCCAGAACUUUAUGUAAUGCUUGUGGACUUAUGUGGGCAAAUAAGGGAACGUUGAGGGAUCUUAGUAAAGGAGGAAGGAAUCUUCCAAUAGACCAAAUUGAACCUGAAACACCAGUUGAUGUUAAGCCUUCCAUUAUGGAAGGGGGUUCUCUGGGAACUGCUAAAGAUCUUACCGAGCCAGUUAAUGAAGACAAUCAUUCUAUCAAUCCAGAUGAGGUUUUGCAAGAAGCUACUGAAGGUCUUACAAAUACUUUGCCGAUGGGAGUUGUUCAUUCUUCUGGAGAUGAUGAAGAGCAGGAACCACUGGUUGAGCUUGCUAAUCCCUCAGAUAUCGAACUUGACAUUCCUGCUAAUUUUGAUUAG
Messenger RNA from Dovyalis caffra, 1062 nucleotides. The record is from the annotation of a GenBank genome assembly. Lineage: Eukaryota; Viridiplantae; Streptophyta; Magnoliopsida; Malpighiales; Salicaceae.